Molecule: messenger RNA, 601 nt
Organism: Camelina sativa (false flax)
Lineage: Eukaryota; Viridiplantae; Streptophyta; Magnoliopsida; Brassicales; Brassicaceae
Source: RefSeq, a predicted model, not a curated record
CAAAAUUCGGACAAUCCAGUUGAAAUCGGAUCUCUCCUUUAACUACCCAACUUUUCGAAUUCCUUCAUUCACGACUCCACUCUCCCUCGUUCAAUUCCCGUUAAUUAUUCUUCUCCCUCAAGUGCAACUAAGGAUAACUCGAUUCUGGAAUCAUAAUGGUUCGUACAAAGAACCCAAGCUAUGUGGAAAAAUCGAAUCCCCCAGCAGAUCUCGAAGAAGAAGCAACUCGUGGAGAUGAAUCAGAACGUGAUUCCGAUAAAACGGACUCAAUUGAGAAGUCAAAUGAUAAGGAUUCAUCGGAAUCUGAGGAUGAAUCCGAUGUAAUGCAACCUUUGAGUAUGUACUUUGAUUACUCCCAGUAUACGAAGCCUUUCAAGAUGUCUGGAAAGUGUUAUAUUUCAGAGGCGGUAAACUUAUUAGGCGGUCAUCUUAAGGAAGAGGAGUUGGAUUGGUUCUUAGGGCACCCACAGUUCAAGCAUUUCUUCCAUAUGCCUAAGGAUUCGAAUCAUAAGUUGAUGGGUAUGUGGAUGUUGUUGCUUCGCACAGCGCAUUUGGAGAAGAAAAAUGAAUGCUGGUUCAUUGUUAAUGAGACUCCCAUCCG